Molecule: messenger RNA, 531 nt
Organism: Magnolia sinica
Lineage: Eukaryota; Viridiplantae; Streptophyta; Magnoliopsida; Magnoliales; Magnoliaceae
Product: putative invertase inhibitor
Exons: 1
Coding region: 1-531 (176 amino acids)
Molecular function (GO): enzyme inhibitor activity
Source: RefSeq, a predicted model, not a curated record
AUGGGCCGUCUUUUCUCGUUCCCAAUUCUACUAGUAUCAGUCACCGUUUUCCUUCAAUUUUCGAAUUCCAUGAGCUCUUCAUUAAUUCACAAGACAUGUAAGUCAACGAUUGACUACAAAUUCUGUAUCCACACCCUAGAUUCUGAUCCUCGAACUGCAAACGCAGAUCUUGUUCGUCUUGCUAACAUCUCUCUCGAUCUAACGUCACAUAAUGCUACGGACACACAUGGAUACAUCUCUCACUUGCUGGAAAAUGCCACCGAGCCUGCAAUGAAGAAAUGGCUUAACCUUUGCUUUGAAAACUACGACUACGCGCUUGCUGGGAUCUCAGAUGCAAUCAUGUCUUUGGCUUCUCAGGUUUAUGAGAAUCUCGAUUUAAGUGUUCAGUUUGUCGGUGCUCAAGCUCGAAUAUGCGAAGAUUCGUUUGGAGAGAAGGGUCAUAAAUCGCCAUUGAGUCUCAGAAAUGACGACCUGAAUCGUCUCUCUGACAUCGUUUCAACUAUUGCAUCUAUCCUUAACCCGGAUCAUUGA